Mycena indigotica is the source of this 1680-nucleotide messenger RNA. RefSeq names its product Sphinganine-1-phosphate aldolase. The transcript has 10 exons. Gene Ontology annotation, cellular component: endoplasmic reticulum. Gene Ontology annotation, biological process: carboxylic acid metabolic process; sphingolipid catabolic process. The record is from RefSeq and is a predicted model, not a curated record. Gene Ontology annotation, molecular function: pyridoxal phosphate binding; sphinganine-1-phosphate aldolase activity. Bases 1 to 1680 code for a protein of 559 amino acids. NCBI's taxonomy places the organism in Eukaryota, Fungi, Basidiomycota, Agaricomycetes, Agaricales, Mycenaceae.
AUGAUGCCUCCAUGUGAUUCCCCACAUUCACUUUUCUUUCUUGCCACCAUGGACGUUGGCCGGGCAACUCGGGCGUACGAGGCGCUCAAGUCCCUCCUUUUCUUGUACGUCGUCUCGCGGUACGCGCUCAAGUCACAGCGCCAUCUUCGCGCGCGGGGAGUCCUUGCUUCGGUCCGGGAAUUCUAUAGAUGGAUCACUCAGCAAGUCUUGCUCUUAGUUUUGCGCCUGCCCAAGAUGAAAGCUAAGGUUGCGUUGGAGAUGGGUCAGGCGAAACUGGACAUCGAGAAUCGAUUGGUGCCAAAAGGUCCGGAUGUCACUCGGCAUCUCUCCCUACCAAAAGAGGGCAAAUCCUUGGAAUGGAUUCUGGCGGAAAUGGACAAGAUGGAUGACGAAAUGAGCCAUGCGACCAACUGGAGGCAGGGAAAGAUUUCUGGAGCAGUGUACCACGGAGGAGAGGACUUGGAGCGCGUCAUUGUUGCCGCCUACGCUAAAUAUGCUGUUUCGAAUCCGUUACAUCCAGACGUCUUCCCUGCUGUCCGCAAGAUGGAGGCAGAAAUUGUCGCACAGACGCUUCAGUUAUAUAACGGUCCGAACGGCGCUGGUACCAUGACAUCUGGCGGAACCGAGUCUAUCAUCAUGUCCGUCAAAACCCACCGAGACUGGGCUCGCGCUGUCAAGGGCAUCGCCGAACCUGAGAUGAUUAUACCGUCGUCUGCCCAUGCUGCCUUUGACAAAGGAGCUGCCUACCUCAAAAUCAAGGUGCACACAAUUCCUGUCGAUUCCUACACGCGCAAAGUGGACAUCAAAGCGGUUAAGCGAGCAAUCAACGCCAAUACCAUUAUGCUUGUCGGUUCAACAGUCAACUUCCCUGAUGGAAAUCAAGACGACAUUGAAGCUCUGGGCAAGCUAGCCGUUAAAUACAAGCUCGGUCUGCACGUCGACAGCUGCCUUGGCAGCUUCAUUAUACCCUACCUCGAAAAGACUGGAUUGUCAGAGGGCUCUAACGGAAAAUAUAAGCUCUAUCCAUGCGACUUCAGGGUUCCUGGUGUUACUGCGAUCAGCUGCGACACCCACAAGUAUGGGUUCUCGCCAAAGGGCACUUCAGUCAUCAUGUACCGAGACGCUGAAUUGCGCCGUCAUCAAUACUAUGUGUCCCCCGACUGGGCGGGUGGGGUUUAUGCUAGCCCCAGCCUGUCUGGCUCACGACCUGGAGCUUUGCUCGCCGGAACGUGGGCCGCCAUGCAGUAUAUGGGGUCGGAUGGCUACUUGGAGUCAUGUCGCUCAAUCGUGACAUGCGCACGAACCAUCGCUGACCGUAUUGUCUCUUCCAUUCCCGAACUCUACAUUCUAGGGUCCCCGCCCGCAUCACUCAUCGCUUUUGGAUCGAAGCAUCCCAAAGUGGAUGUGCUUGAGGUCGGCGACAAGAUGUCGCAGCGUGGAUGGCAUUUGAACGCCCUGAGCAACCCUCCGGCUGUGCAUAUCGCCUGCACUCGGCUGACUGUGGGUAAGGAGGAAGAGUUCAUCGCGGACUUGAAAGAUUCGAUCCGUGAAGCGAAGCUUCAACCAUCAGGGCAGGGCACGAUGGUGCGUGUGUAUGGAUUGGGCAAAUCAAGUGCUGUUGGGCCAGCGAUGGUUACGCAGUUGGCUUCUGCGUAUGUCGAUGCUAUGUAUAAGGCAUAA